Messenger RNA from Photinus pyralis (common eastern firefly), 2647 nucleotides. RefSeq names its product bifunctional arginine demethylase and lysyl-hydroxylase JMJD6 (gene PSR). Gene Ontology annotation, molecular function: P-TEFb complex binding; histone H4R3 demethylase activity. Lineage: Eukaryota; Metazoa; Arthropoda; Insecta; Coleoptera; Lampyridae. Bases 14 to 1354 code for a protein of 446 amino acids. Gene Ontology annotation, biological process: phagocytosis. The transcript is spliced from 6 exons. Gene Ontology annotation, cellular component: nucleus; cytoplasm. The record is from RefSeq and is a predicted model, not a curated record.
CUGUAAGCGAUCAAUGUUCAACACAAAAUUUCGUUGGAGGCACUUCUGUUUAUUUUUGAUAUCGAUUUUAGUGUUUAUAAGUGGUUUAAGAGUGAUAAGUUGCUUCGUUAAGACCGAACCGGAAGAAAUUCGUUGUAUUCUAAAGAAAUUGUUUAAAAUGAGUGACGCGGAGUUCUUAAGAAGGGCCAAAAAAAGGAUUAAGGAGGUGAAACGCAAAGCACGACCAGAACUGACUACAAAAGAAGCCUGGACAGCACAGGGGUACCUGGAAUGCUUCCAAAAGUUCUGGGAAUUCACAGAUAAUUGCGACAGAAUCGACUGCACUGAAGCUUCCUACGCCGAAUUUGUCGACAAGUACGAACGACCGUAUAAGCCCGUUGUCUUAACGAAUGCCCAGUUGAAAUGGAAUGCGAAUCAAAAGUGGACACUGCCAAAAUUAGCCAAGAAGUACAGGAACCAAAAGUUUAAAUGUGGCGAAGAUAACGAGGGAUACAGUGUAAAAAUGAAAAUGAAGUAUUAUAUACAUUACAUGCAAGUAACUAGAGAUGAUAGUCCGUUAUAUAUUUUUGAUAGUAACUAUGGAGAGCACAAGCGCCGGAAAAAGCUCCUAGAAGAUUACGAAGUGCCAUUAUAUUUCCGCGAUGACUUAUUUAGGUACGCGGGUGAACGUCGUCGACCUCCAUAUCGUUGGUUUGUGAUGGGACCGGCACGUUCCGGUACUGGAAUACAUAUUGACCCGUUAGGAACAAGUGCCUGGAAUGCCCUCGUUUCUGGACAUAAACGAUGGUGUCUAUUUCCUACAAAUACUCCUAAAGAAUUAUUGAAAGUUAGUAAUGAUAUGGGCGGAAAGCAACGAGACGAAGCAAUUACGUGGUUUAAAGUAAUUUAUCCGCAUACCAAAGAUCCUAGUUGGCCGAGCGAUUGUAAACCGAUCGAGAUAUUGCAGAAACCGGGAGAGACUGUCUUUGUACCUGGUGGCUGGUGGCACGUUGUCCUCAAUUUAGAUACAACAAUCGCAGUCACGCAAAAUUUCUGUAGUCGCAUCAAUUUCCCGAUAGUAUGGCAUAAAACGGCGCGCGGUCGACCUAAACUCUCGAAAAGAUGGUUGCAUGUUAUACGAAAGAGGGACCGCACGUUAGCGCACAUCGCCGAUAAGGUGAAUUUGGAGCAACCCUCCUCUCUGGCGUCGGAUAGCUCGAGCGAUUCCUCCUCAAGUUCUAGUUCGGAGGUUUCCGAAAGUGAGAGUGAUAACGAAUCUUUUUCAGAUGUCCGGAGGAGACGACGAUUCGAGUUUCACGAGUUUAGACUGAAACGACAUUUUAAGAGAAGACCUCACCUUAAAAAAAACCUGUAAAUAUGAAGAUCAUUCUUUUUGUUAAAGCUUGUCACGCUUAUCUUACCACCAAGAGACUUGCCCUUGUACCUAUAUGAGACGGAAACAUAAAUGUAAAUGUGACAUUUUGUUUUUAGAGCAACGAUUAUCCUUUACCGUCUUGCUCAUCUUGUUCUCUACAGGAUAAUUCAAAGUCUUCUGUAUUAAAAUAGUCUGAGUAGAGUAGAAUAAUUUAAUUUUGGCUAUGUAUCAAAACGCUUAGAAAACCUAAAUUUGUGAUUAUUUAUAUUAUUUAUUUGUUGUAAUAGUUACCAUUUUCUAAGUCUAUUAUUUAGAGAGGUUUAAAUAAAAUUUAUUCCUUUCUUUUUUUGAAAAUGUUUAGUUAGUGCCGCGGUACCUAUACUUUUGUAAUUUUCGAUCAUUCCUAACUUCUAACUUAACGAAGGUACUGUCUUCGGCAGUUUAAUUUUGAUUCCUUCAUUAACCACAUUUUACAUAGUUCGCAAUAUUAUUUAUAAGGUUGCUGUAUAUAGAGAGUUAUUAUUUUAUCAGUUAAAUAAUUAAAUUGUAGGAUUAAGUUGUCUUGAUUGGUUGGUAAUAUCAAUGACGGUACCAUUUAUCAGUUUAUCAAUGUGCAAAAUUUAAAAAUCCCAUUUAAACUUGUUAUUGAUAUUAUUAAUUAAGUUAUUUAUUUUAAUGGGUAAAGGUGCGAUUUGUUUGUUGUUCGCAAAGAAUUACUUUUGUUGUUGCUAUUGACUGUUAGUUUCUCUAAUGACAGUGGCAGGUUGUAGAAAUUACGAGGCGGUAUAGUUUCCAAAUGCUGCUGUUUAUAUUUUGUGCCAAUUGUUGUGAUCGCAAUGACAACAUACAGCCAAAAGAUAUGGACAGAACGGUAUUGCUAUAAAUGCAUAAAUUUUAACAGACUGCUCAUUAUACGAUACUUAACUAUGUAGGUGUAGUCCUUAUUUGAUUAACGUUAUUCGACCAUUUUCUUUAAAAUGUGAUCUGAAAAUAGUGCCUCAUUCAGUGUUUAGUAUUUGUUAAAUUUCCUAUCAAAUUUAAAUAAUAUGCCAACAAGAUUGUAUUAUUACACGUAAAUCCUGAUGCCAAACAAUUACGAUAAACAAUUUGUAAUUGUUCGGUAUCAAUUAUAUUUUAAUAUUGUACAACUCGUUCAUUCAACAUCUGAAAGUUGUCACUUUAAAGACAUGACAAAGUAUUUAUUAGGCAGUUAAGGUUUAUAAACAUAAUCAGAAUAUUCUAUUGUAACACAACCAAAUAUUUUGUGUGCCUUUGUUCUUUGUAUUUUUAAAU